Cylindrotheca closterium is the source of this 1242-nucleotide messenger RNA. The record is from the annotation of a GenBank genome assembly. NCBI's taxonomy places the organism in Eukaryota, Bacillariophyta, Bacillariophyceae, Bacillariales, Bacillariaceae.
AUGAUAGAGCACAUUUUGCUUUAUUCUAACAAAGUGGGUUGCUUUGCCUUCAUUCCGCCGGAGGUUAACUUCAAAGCCUAUGCAAAAGAAAUCAUGAGUCACUUUGACUUCUCUAUCCCUAUUGGAAUCAAGAUGGAUUGGGUUUGCACACCAUACACAGGACGUGCUAAAUUCAACGAACGGUCCCCCGGUGUAACAAGUCCUCAUGGGUACGCUCACAAGAUUCAUGCCAAAAGAGUGGACCUAGAAUUAAGAAGCCUUCUUAAUCCAUCCACAGCAAAGCCAGACUUCCCCUUCGCUGCUCCGGCUACAUUUAUUAGUGAUUGGAAGUCUGCUCAACAGGGAUUGAUCAGUGUGAAGGCCUACGGUCCGGUCAAGGAUGCUACCCUCACCCUUAUUAGCAAACUACAUGAUUACUACAUCCUGACAGAGGUCCUGUAUUCGGUCAUGGAUCUUCCUGGGAUGUUCAAGUUCGCAACGACUACUAUGUUUGGCUCAUGCACCUUGUUUAAGCUUCUCCUGUUGAUCAAGGCAACCCCAGCUCAAGCGGACAAAGCUUCUCAUGCCCACCAAUCAAUUAUUGAGGCUGAUGACUCAGACGAUGACUCCGACAAUGACUCUUCUGACGACGAUCCCAAUGAAUUCUCUGGCUCUAAAGGCGGUCAAUUCACAGAAGUUCGGUCUAAGAAGGCGGCAACAAAGGUGAAAAAGAAGGCAAAGAAGAAGAAGAAGUUUAUCACUGAUAAUGAGAAUCCGUUCCUUAACAAUCUCUCCCCAGCCCAACGGAAAAUGGCUGAAGUUGCUGACCGUAAGCUGAAGAAUGAUCAGGUGCGUCACAAGUCCGGUCCGCUGUUCUUGAUGGUUCUACCAGGCGAGAUGGAGGGCACCUACAUCCUGGUGUGUCGCAAGAAGUUUGGACAAUUGGCUUGUAACGUCUUGAAGGGCUUGGUCCCUUUUCUGACUCAUCACCUGUAUGAGCCAACUCUGACAAAAACCGAUCAAGCCCUCCGUAAAUGGGUGCCGCAAUCAGAGAUCAGUAUGGCUCAAUGUAAGAACCUCAAAUGGUGCACAAACCCACUUUGUGCUGUGGAGGCUACCGCCUCGCCAGACGCGGUUGAGGAAGCAUUGGAAUUCCUGGAUGAUGUGAUGGAAGACGCAACGGAUGUCUAUGAUGGUCAACUUUCGAUCGAUUUGGAUAUGGCUAACAAUUUAACAAAGACAUUGAUGAUGGGAAGACCGUGA